Messenger RNA from Aspergillus niger, 714 nucleotides. RefSeq names its product 40S ribosomal protein eS6. NCBI's taxonomy places the organism in Eukaryota, Fungi, Ascomycota, Eurotiomycetes, Eurotiales, Aspergillaceae. Gene Ontology annotation, biological process: translation. The transcript is spliced from 7 exons. Gene Ontology annotation, molecular function: structural constituent of ribosome. The record is from RefSeq and is a predicted model, not a curated record. Bases 1 to 714 code for a protein of 237 amino acids. Gene Ontology annotation, cellular component: ribosome.
AUGAAGCUCAACAUCUCCUACCCGGCCAAUGGGUCUCAGAAGAUCAUCGAGGUUGACGAUGAGCGCAAGCUCCGUCCCUUCAUGGAGAAGCGCAUGGGAACCGAAGUUGCCGGCGACUCUCUCGGUGACGAGUUCAAGGGUUACAUCCUCAAGAUCACCGGUGGUAACGACAAGCAAGGUUUCCCCAUGAAGCAGGGUGUUCUCCUCCCCACCCGUACCCGCCUCCUCCUUGCCGAUGGCCACAGCUGCUACCGCCCCCGCCGCACUGGUGAGCGCAAGCGCAAGUCCGUCCGUGGUGCCAUCACCGGUCAGGACCUCUCUGUUCUUGCCCUGAGCAUCGUCAAGCAGGGUGAGGGUGAGCUCCCCGGUCUCACCGACACCGUUGUCCCCAAGAGACUCGGCCCCAAGCGUGCCACCAAGAUCCGCCGCUUCUUCGGUCUCGACAAGAAGGACGACGUCCGCAAGUUCGUCAUCCGUCGUACCGUCACCCGUGAGGGCAAGCCCGACUACACCAAGGCCCCCAAGAUCCAGCGUCUGGUUACUCCCCAGCGUCUCCAGCGCAAGCGCCAGCGCAUUGCCCUCAAGCGCCGUCGUGCUGAGGCUGCCCGCGAGGCUGCUAACGACUACGCCAAGCUCCUUGCCAGCCGUGUCCACGAGGAGAAGGCCAAGCGUGAUGAGCUCCGCAAGCGGAGAGCGUCUUCGAUGAGGAAGUAA